CCGCCCUCGGCUCCGCCGCUGUCGCGAUGCUGUCCCGGUCACGCUGCGUGUCUCGGGCGUUCAGCCGCUCGCUGUCUGCCUUCCAGAAGGGGAACUGCCCUCUAGGGAGACGUUCCCUGCCUGGGGUCUCCUUAUGUCAGGGACCAGGUUACCCUGACAGCAGGAAGAUUGUUAUUAACAACAGUAAUGUCUUCAGUGUCCGCUUCUUCAGGACUACAGCUGUGUGCAAGGAUGAUGUGAUUACAGUCAAAACCCCAGCGUUUGCAGAAUCUGUCACAGAGGGAGAUGUUAGGUGGGAGAAAGCUGUUGGAGACACUGUUGCAGAAGAUGAAGUGGUUUGUGAGAUUGAAACUGACAAGACAUCUGUGCAGGUCCCAUCACCAGCAAAUGGCGUGAUUGAAGCGCUUUUGGUACCUGAUGGGGGAAAAGUAGAAGGAGGCACUCCUCUUUUCACGCUCAGGAAAACUGGCGCUGCUCCUGCUAAGGCCAAGCCAGCAGAAGCUGCUGCUGCUGCAGCCCCAAAAGCAGAGCCUGCAGCAUCGGCAGCUCCUCCUCCCCCUGCAGCACCCAUACCCACUCAGAUGCCACCAGUGCCCUCACCCUCACAACCUCUUGCUAGCAAACCCGUGUCUGCAGUAAAACCCACUGCUGCCCCUCCAGUAGUUGAGCCAGGGGCUGGCAAAGGCCUGCGUUCAGAACAUCGGGAGAAGAUGAAUAGGAUGCGGCAGCGCAUUGCCCAGCGUCUGAAGGAGGCCCAGAAUACAUGUGCGAUGCUGACUACUUUCAACGAGAUUGACAUGAGUAACAUCCAGGAGAUGAGGGCUCGGCACAAAGAUGCUUUUCUGAAGAAACAUAACCUCAAACUAGGUUUCAUGUCAGCAUUCGUGAAGGCCUCAGCCUUCGCCUUGCAGGAGCAGCCUGUUGUAAAUGCAGUGAUUGACGACGCAGCCAAAGAGGUGGUGUAUAGGGAUUAUAUCGACAUCAGUGUUGCGGUGGCCACCCCACGGGGUCUGGUGGUUCCCGUCAUCAGGAAUGUGGAAGCUAUGAAUUAUGCAGAUAUCGAGCGAGCCAUCAGUGAACUGGGAGAGAAGGCUCGAAAGAAUGAACUUGCUAUUGAAGAUAUGGAUGGUGGUACUUUCACCAUUAGCAAUGGAGGUGUUUUUGGCUCACUUUUUGGAACGCCCAUCAUCAACCCCCCUCAGUCGGCCAUCCUGGGCAUGCAUGCCAUCUUUGAUAGGCCAGUGGCUGUGGGAGGCAAGGUGGAGGUGCGGCCCAUGAUGUACGUGGCACUGACUUAUGAUCAUCGGCUGAUUGACGGCAGAGAGGCGGUAACUUUUCUCCGCAAAAUCAAGGCAGCGGUAGAGGAUCCCAGAGUCCUCCUACUGGACCUUUAGGAGGAAGCCACGCACCCUACACACCAACCAUGCAGGAACUGAAAACCAGUCUUCUCCCUGUCCCCUCACGGGUCCCAGGUUGGCCUGGUGCCAGGCACAUGUUGUUGGCCUCAAGCAAGGAAACAGGGCACUAUGUAACCAGCAGCCACAGGUCUUUUCUUGGUAUUCUGCCAGGCUCUCCCCUUCUCUGCACCCUUCUUACACUCAAAUAUCUACUUUAGGCUUGAGGGAGAGCGAGCCUUAAUGGAUGCUCGUUAAUAUUCCUGCCUUUCUCCCAUUAGUCUUUUGCCGAGAUGAGUUGCUUCUCCCCUGUGCCAGUACACUAUAAUAGGGAAACCACUGGGGACCAUGUGAUCAAGUUUGUAUCUUUUGAAAGUCUGUUCUGGGCCAGGAGGGUAUGGUGUCCCCCAAGCUCAGAGCAGCCUCUGUCCUGGUUGUGCACACUCACUCGAUUAUACCUGUGUGGAGGUGUCGACCACAGGCUAAGAGGUGCUGCUUUGCUUCUUAAAUGACACCUUUAUUCUCUGCUGUCAUGGACUUCAAGAUGCCUCUUCUACCUCGUCCAGAAAGCACAGGCCAGGGGAUCUGGGUAGGAGGGGGGAGAGGGCAGAUUUCCCCCUGAGCUGUAUGUUAUAGACGAGACAGGCUUACCCUCACCCUGCCCAUCAUCACCCCAUUUUGGUACAGUAACAGCUGUGAUUGUGCCGACCUUCCCCGGCUGCUUGGAACCAUUGUACCACCUUGUCAUUUAGAGUAGAUUCUAGCCCAGCACGGCAGUGGGAUGGGGCAUGGUCACAGGGCUGGAGCCUGGGGAGAUUGGGAGGAGGGGGCUUCCUGUGGACUGGCUCAGAUUGAUUUGAGCCUUUAAAGGCCACUGGUGUAAGCACUGGGCCUAAAGAGGCAGCUGUUUCUCUGUGUUUCAUGGCCCUUGGGGAGCAGGGCCUUAGCACCUUUUCUGCAGAACACAGGUCUGGAGGAGGUUGGACUGUGGUAGAAACCAGCCCCAAGAUGCUAAUACACGGUGGGAAGACAGGCAGUGUCACCUGUGAGGUGGUGUCUCCUGUUGGGUCUGGACGCAAUUAUUGGAAUUGCUUGGAGCGAGUUUAAAUACAUACAUCUUGUCGUGAAA
Molecule: messenger RNA, 2523 nt
Organism: Hyaena hyaena (striped hyena)
Lineage: Eukaryota; Metazoa; Chordata; Mammalia; Carnivora; Hyaenidae
Gene: DLST
Product: dihydrolipoamide S-succinyltransferase
Exons: 15
Coding region: 27-1394 (455 amino acids)
Biological process (GO): tricarboxylic acid cycle
Cellular component (GO): oxoglutarate dehydrogenase complex
Molecular function (GO): dihydrolipoyllysine-residue succinyltransferase activity
Source: RefSeq, a predicted model, not a curated record